GCUAYUCCAGAUGGAAAAUAAAACARUACCUCUGUCUCUUCAAACCAAAYAGGAAUAGAGCUACGGGAAAUCCGAAGGAAAACGAAUCCUCACUUACGGCCUUCUUCCGGCUUUGUCGGAACCGUCACCCCAAACAAAUACAAUUCAUGGKUCGGUGCCUUAAUGGAACAAAAUGGUAGGAAAAAAUCACAAUACGAAGCCUUACAAUUACGACGCUGCGGGAGAUUGGAGGAAAAGCAAUGGAGAGAAUCUUUCACAACAACUGUYCUCAUCGGACGAAACCGUUGUUGAUAGCGACAUGAGCAKCGAUAYAGAAAACGAACACACCCUGUUGCUUCCGAGUGGAGGACACAGCAUUGACUUCGACGACGAGGAAAACACCGAUCGGCAACWGGAGCAAAUACAAAAACAACUGAAAUGCCGCGAGCAGAAUCGUUUCUUGAUCUUAGCUCUCAUAGCGCUCACACCAAUGGGAGUAAAGUUUUUCAAGGCCGCRCAAUCCUCGUUUGAGGAAUACUUGAUGCACGACCCAAAGCUUUUGAUGAGUGCAACGACCUACAGCUUGAUGCUCUCGCUGAUGUCGCUGCCUGUUGCGACUCUUGUGGGAGGUGCUAUGCUCGACUACAAUGCCGAGGCACACAGAGACGAACACGACAACAAAACCAAAAGAAAGAACCACACGGGCAAACGAAACCGYCUGAUGGAAUUGAUAUCCUCGAGCCGACACAGCUGCUUGGGAACAUCGCGGACGCCGUCCUAUUCGGCUAUUUGCUUCCUGGUAAUAUCGUUGCUGGGCAUUGYGAUAUACGGAUAYGGUCUCGAGAUGGGGAAAAGCAUCCCGAUGGGGUUGGUGGGUGCGACCGUGUUUGGUCUCGGCGAGGGGUGUGUUGUGGUCGCCUCGCGGACCUUUGUAGCGCAUGCMUUUUACGGAAGCGAUGGAGCCUUUGCACAGGGUGUCUUGGUCGCAAUGAACAACGUAGCCAUGAUGGCCAGCAAAAUAUYGCUGCCGUGGCUGAUCGAAAACGAAAAGAAAAUGCGGGCAAUCGCCACCAACUGCAUCCAURAUGGCAUCAWUCUGGAAUGCUUCGACGACGACGAUUUCGCGUUCSAACACAACCCCAACACAACGACACCAUAUGCAGAAGUGUCGUCCGUCGMUGCCGGUUCCGAAACRAACGAGAACAAUAUUUGGAUWGGAAUCCUGGCAUGCUGUUGUGUGCAACUCGUGUCUGUAGUCGCGGGUAUUUUGUAYGCCUGGUGGUUUGGRCUGGUCCCACCCCCACCAAGCCUUCAAAUCCAUAAACCGGACCAAUCUUCAAACCMACGUUCUCAACCAAAGUCUUUGCAUGGGGGAAAAACAAAUAAUGCCUUGGGGUCUAGUUUGCACUCCCGCGUCAGUGCCUGUUUCGAGACCCUUCCACUGACAUUUUGGAUCGUAGCGAUUGGGCGUGGAAUCUUUGUCGUCGUCUUUAAAGUUUUCACCCGAAAUUCAAAUUCCUUCUUAAUGGUAAGCAACAGCAGAAGCAACUCGUAUUUCGUUGGMACAAAAGCAGUGGCRUGKGACUCUUUAGUCCUGUUCCGAUCAAAAACCAUCUAACAAUAUUUUCGCUGCCGCCAACCCUUUUUGUUGCACAGGAGAAAUUCGGGGUGAGCGCCGUUGCGGCUGGUAGAAAAUCGAGCUUCCACGAAUUGUUUGCCCUCGCGAGUCCUCUCGUAGGGUUUAUMGCGUAYCGCAGUCCCGGUGGAAUCGUGCCGGUGCUUCUCUUCGCCUCCGCCCUGGCAUCCGUAAGCAUAGCCACGCUCGCCUGCAUACCGGCCGACACCAUUCAGCACUACCUUCCMGGUGGUGCGGUAGCCCCCAUGAUCGGAAUCUCGAUAUCCCACGGGAUCUUCAUACCGAUUUGCAUGGCCAUCAUUCCCCAGACUUGUUCCCCGGAACAUCUGGGCAUGGCGUUUGCGGUCGUCGAGGUGUUGGGAUCGGUAUUCAAUCUGACAAAYAUUUUGUUUGGAUGGCUCCGAGAURCCACKGGAAACUACGAGGUCCCGAUGGAACUUCUCUUGCUCUAUACACUGGUUGGAAUGUUUCUGUUGUGGAUSUCCCGGAACGAUAUCAAACUGAAGCAGCCAAACGAAGCAUAAGAGAAGAAAGAGAGAGACCGAUGGUCGUAGGAAAGUUCUUCGACUCGUUUUUGUUUGGCUUUGGACGAGCUUUCGUGGAUACAGUGUUACACCCGACAACACCCACAAACAAUUAUUUUCCAUUCGUCGAUGGAAUCGAGAAAAUGAAGCGAUAGAGCUCAGCUACGCGAAUGGGAGAAUAGGAGAGGCUUCGGAAUGUUUUGCCCUUUGAYCGAACGCUGCGUUAGCAUUCCUACCUCUGUAUAACUAAAAAGAAGUGUACAUU
Molecule: messenger RNA, 2404 nt
Organism: Pseudo-nitzschia multistriata
Lineage: Eukaryota; Bacillariophyta; Bacillariophyceae; Bacillariales; Bacillariaceae
Source: the annotation of a GenBank genome assembly